AUGCAUUUUCAACCCGUCGAAGAAAUGGUCGAUGAAGCAUAUACCGCCCGUCCUCAGGAUGAGCCUCAAGUGGAUUCGGGAGCAAAUGAUGUCCUAGAUGACGUUUUUGGCUCGGGCCCCUCAUCGCCUACAGAGCGCGAUGAGUCAACUGCAACUCAUCCUUCCGACAUUCGUCGGCUACAAACGGAACAUACAACAGCGGGAUACCGUGAGGGUGUGACUAUCUCCAAAGAAAGCAGUGUCCAAGCUGGUUUCGACGAAGGCUUCAGUCUCGGCGCAAGCGUAGGCCUAAGAGCAGGCCAGAUCCUCGGCAUGCUGGAAGCUAUUAGCGAAGCUGUCCGCAGCCGCGACGACGCAGACUCUUCACAAGUUGCAAAGCUCACGAAACAAGCGCAGGAGGAACUCAGUACGCAGGGCAUCUUCACAGCAGAGUACUGGGCCGAGGAUGGAAACUGGAAGUACGAAGUCAAGGCGGCUGCGGGCACGGAGGAGGUUCUCUUUGCGGAUGUGGCGGAUGCGCACCCUCUGGUGAAGAAGUGGACGGCGGUCGUGGAGGAGCAGGUUGCGCUGUGGAAGAUUGACAGGAGAUUGCUGAAUGAUGAGACGGGGGUGAGGCUGGAGAGUGUUAUGGAUGAGACGCUUGGUUCCGGGGCUGCGCCGGCGGCGAAGAAGCCGUUGGAUUGGUGA
Molecule: messenger RNA, 687 nt
Organism: Fusarium sp. VM40
Lineage: Eukaryota; Fungi; Ascomycota; Sordariomycetes; Hypocreales; Nectriaceae
Source: the annotation of a GenBank genome assembly